CUCUCCCCCCACAGAGUGAACAUGGACUCUUCCAGACCCGAACUGCUGCUGGGACCUCUAUUUGACGCUCAGGACGAUCUAUUCCACCCGCAGGGGUUUCCAGGGGCGGACCCCAUCACCUUCCCUCUGUCCGAAGGUCACGGAUUUCCGGCCGACAAACUCUAUGAAGAAUGGCAGCUCAGCGCCAGGACGGGCCUGAACGAGCGGGAGGACACCGACGACUACCUGCAGAUGAUUAUCAACCCCAACGACGUCUACAGCACCGAGGCGGCCGCCAGCGAAUCGCCGGAGAGCGACAGCGGAUUCUCCGAUGACCCCCGGCCGGAAACCCCCAGGAGCUGCGAGAAGGGGGCGCCCCUGGCCCUGCCCGCCCCGGUGUACGAGCUGGUGUAUGACAUCGGCGCCAUGGAGGAGCGCAAAGUGGCCGGCGAGAUGAGCAGUGUCAUAUCCAUCCAGCUGGCAGAGGAUUGGUCAUCUCCCGUGCUGAUUCCGGAGAGCUGCAUCGUGAACGAGCUGGCGCCCCUGCACGCAGGACUCUGCAGGCCGCUGCCGAUGCGGGGGUCCUCGCCAGACUUGCUCUCCAUGGAUUCCCUAUACCCGGAGCUUCACCUGACCGACGAGGAGAAGAGGCUGCUGUCACAGGAAGGGGUGGCCCUGCCGAACAACCUGCCACUGACCAAGGCCGAGGAGCGGAUCCUGAAGAAGGUGCGGAGGAAGAUCAGGAACAAGCAGUCGGCGCAGGACAGCCGUAGACGCAAGAAGGAAUAUAUUGACGGUCUGGAGAGCCGGGUGGCCGCGUGUUCCGCGCAGAAUCAAGAACUGCACAAGAAGGUUCUGGAAUUGGAGAAGCACAAUAUAUCUCUGAUUACCCAGCUCCGCAAACUGCAGACCCUCAUCAAGCAGACGUCCAACAAAGCUACUAUGGCUCUGCUGAUCUACCCCAACUACCACCCGCUACGCUCCGGGGCCAGCGACAGGGCCACCUACACACCCACCGGAGUAAUAUCCAGGAACAUUCUGAACAAAGUGGGGUUCUCUGAGUUCACGGAGCCCCCCCUUCUAUCGGAGGGUCCGACACCCGAACUCCGCCUGGAAGAGAAACCCCGGGACGCUUCCGACGGCCCCCCGCGUCCCCCGGAGCAGGAUGAGCUGGAUAAAGAGGACAGAAACCUUGGGUUGGGACCGCAGAGGCCGGCCCCUGAGGAACCAGUCACCUUGGAAGCUCCUCCCCCAGGACUGAAAGACAUAUUACAGUUCCACCCGGGAGGCUCUGCCGGGAGGAACCCUUCGAAGACAGCCAGGUCCGACGAGAUCUGA
Molecule: messenger RNA, 1317 nt
Organism: Nanorana parkeri
Lineage: Eukaryota; Metazoa; Chordata; Amphibia; Anura; Dicroglossidae
Gene: CREB3L4
Product: cAMP responsive element binding protein 3 like 4
Exons: 8
Coding region: 22-1317 (431 amino acids)
Biological process (GO): regulation of transcription by RNA polymerase II
Cellular component (GO): nucleus
Molecular function (GO): RNA polymerase II cis-regulatory region sequence-specific DNA binding; DNA-binding transcription factor activity, RNA polymerase II-specific
Source: RefSeq, a predicted model, not a curated record